Molecule: messenger RNA, 1646 nt
Organism: Chelonoidis abingdonii (Abingdon island giant tortoise)
Lineage: Eukaryota; Metazoa; Chordata; Testudines; Testudinidae
Gene: GPC4
Product: glypican 4
Biological process (GO): regulation of neurotransmitter receptor localization to postsynaptic specialization membrane; synaptic membrane adhesion; cell migration
Cellular component (GO): synapse; plasma membrane; cell surface
Source: RefSeq, a predicted model, not a curated record
CCGAGUCAGCGGCUUCUACGUGGGGGCGCGGUUGAGGCCGGCGAUGCGCAGCCACGAGAUCAGCGGUGACCAUUUGAAAGUAUGUCCACAAGGUUACACGUGUUGUUCUCAAGAAAUGGAAGAGAAGUACAGUCAGCAGAGUAAACACGACUUCAGAAAUGCUGUUGUAGAAUUUAGCAAUCACUUACAGACAACGUUUAGUUCCCGUUACAAAAAGUUUGAUGAAUUCUUCAAAGAACUGCUUGAAAAUGCAGAGAAAUCCUUGAAUGACAUGUUUUUGCGGACAUAUGGUCGUUUAUACAUGCAGAACUCUGAACUUUUUAAGGAUCUCUUCAUAGAGCUGAAGCGCUACUAUGUGGGUGGAAACGUAAACCUGGAAGAGAUGCUCAAUGACUUCUGGGCGCGUCUCCUGGAACGUAUGUUUCGAUUAGUGAACCCACAGUACCAUUUCACCGACGAAUACCUCGAAUGCGUGAGCAAGUACACAGAGCAGUUGAAGCCAUUUGGAGACGUACCGCGGAAACUAAAACUACAAGUGACACGUGCAUUUGUGGCUGCCCGCACUUUUGCACAAGGCCUGGCAGUGGCAAGAGAUGUCGUUACCAAAGUGUCUGCGGUAAACCCAACACCUCAGGGUGAGCGAGCACUGCUGAAGAUGAUGUAUUGUCCAUAUUGUCGAGGCCUAGUUACUGUGAGGCCGUGUUACAACUACUGCUUUAAUGUCAUGAGAGGCUGUUUAGCCAAUCAAGGGGAUCUGGACACAGAGUGGAAUAACUUUAUAGAUUCUAUGUUGAUGGUGGCUGAGAGGCUAGAGGGUCCUUUUAACAUUGAGUCAGUCAUGGACCCAAUCGAUGUGAAAAUUUCGGAUGCAAUCAUGAACAUGCAGGAGAACAGCGUGCAAGUGUCUCAAAAGGUUUUCCAAGGAUGCGGACAACCUAAAACACUGACACAGGGCCGGGCCUCUCGCUCAGUCUCUGAAAGUGGCUUCAGUGCUCGCUUUAGACCCUACAACCCAGAGGAGCGGCCAACUACAGCUGCUGGCACGAGUUUGGAUAGACUGGUUACUGAUGUGAAGGAAAAACUGAAGCAAGCCAAAAAGUUUUGGUCAUCUCUCCCUGGCAAUAUCUGUAAUGAUGAGAAGAUGGCUGCCGGGCGUGUCAUUGAGGAUGAGUGUUGGAACGGAAGUGCCAAGAGCAGGUAUAUCUUUGCAGUGACCGGAAAUGGGUUAGCCAAUCAGGUGAAUAAUCCUGAGGUAGAAGUUGACAUUACAAAACCGGAUAUGGUGAUUCGUCAGCAAAUCAUGGCCCUUCGGGUGAUGACCAAUAAAAUGAAGAAUGCUUACAAUGGAAAUGAUGUUGACUUCCUUGAUAUAAGUGAUGAAAGCAGCGGGGAAGGAAGUGGAAGUGGCUGUGAAUUUCAGCAAUGUUCUCCCGAGUUUGAGUUCAAUGUAACCGAAGUUACUGGGAAAACUAACAAGAUUGAUAAAAACACAAACACUUCUGCUGCUGCCAGUAUUGGUCUGUCACAAGCAGCCUUGUUCUUCAGCAUCUUAUUCUUGGCCAUGCAAAGACAAUGGAGAUAACUGUGCGACUUAGGGGGGAAAAGACUUUAUCAUCAGAAUUAAAAGGCACCUGUUUUCACUUUUA